AUGCCUGAUGCAGAAUGGGGAGAAUUCUGCCAAUGGCACAACUUCACCAUUUCCAAGGCAGAUAUCUCCGACCUUGUCGGCCACAAAGUAGACGAAACGGAUCGUGAUGGAAUCAUCAAUUUCAACUGUGCCGAGCAAUUCAUGAUGUAUUGCAAAGCCGCAAGAUUCCAUGACAUCCCGAUGCAGGAUCAAGUCCUAGCUGCAAUCAGUCCGAAAGAACAGAAGAGACUAGGCAAAAACGUCGAUGGAUUCACAAACGAGAGUUGGGAUCUGAUCAAGAGUGCCGUCGCCGAGACAUGCAACAAAGCGAAGUUCGGACAGAACGCGUCCUUGGGCCGGAAGCUAUUAUCCACAGGCGAUCGCAUUGAAUAUACCGCCAAACAUGCUUUGUCUCACCGUCAACACUGGGGUGAGAAUCGACUAGGAAAAGCUCUCAUAGUGACGAGAGAGCACUUGAGGAGCGAGGAGGCCCGCAACAAGAAGCCUUGGGAGCAUUAUGAGGCGUAA
This is a messenger RNA of Colletotrichum acutatum, 507 nucleotides long. RefSeq lists its product as uncharacterized. The coding region runs from base 1 to 507 and encodes 168 amino acids. Lineage: Eukaryota; Fungi; Ascomycota; Sordariomycetes; Glomerellales; Glomerellaceae. The record is from RefSeq and is a predicted model, not a curated record. The transcript is spliced from 3 exons.